CUCUGUCUCUUGUAUUUCUCAAACCAGAGAGAGUCACAACUUUGCUCGUAUAUACCAAUCUUUAUAUCUUUACAGUCAGAUUUUGUCACUUCUUUGUUACUCUUUUAUAUACAUAUAAUUCUGUGUUAUCCCUUUUGCUCUGUGGUCUCUUUCAACAGCUAAAACUUCACUCCUCUGCUACUCUCCAAGGUUCACAAAUCUUGGGAAAAAAAUGUUGGGUUCAGGAAUCUUGAAUUCUUGUGUUCAUCAUUUGAUUCUGGUUGGUUGCUGAGAAAGUGUGGGAAAUUUAUCCAAAUUUGGAAUUUGAAAUUGAGUUUAUUGUGAAAUAUUGUAAAAGAAUGGAGUCUGAGAAUGCCGUUGAAUUGAAGGAUGACAAUGUCAUUGAGGAAACUCAUCCUGAAGCAUCUGCUGUGGUACUAAGGAAAGAAGAAAAAAAUGCUGCUAAUGAUCAAGAGCCUAAGAAUGCCAAUGAAACUUCCAAGCAUGUUGCAAAUCCUGAUGAUCAUCAUUCCUCUGUUGUGGCAAUAAAUGCCAAAGCAAAUCUUUCUGAAAGUAAACUUUCAAAAUCCUUCAAGGAAUCAGCUACCCUGGGUUCAAAGAGCAACAAACUGUCCAAGGAUAAACCUAAUUUGAAAGGCCCUGGUUCUGUUUCUCGUAAUCAGAGGCCAUCACUUUCUCAAAGUCUUUCAUUUCCAGCACGAGGAGUUCGUCCUGACAAUAUGAGGAAAAGCAUUGAUGAACGCCCAACAAAAACCACAGCCAAAUAUGCCCAAGAUGAUGGUAGAAAAGGUCAGGUCACUUCAAAUGGAUCAAUCACUUCAGUUUCCCGUUUAACUCAACCGAUUAGGCAUGCACGCACUGGAGCGAAUUCAAAGGAAUCAAAUGUCAAUGGUGGCAAAGUUAUUACCAGGAGGACUUCUUUAGCAACUGUGCCAAGCAAACAACAGUCUGCACAGCCUCUGAAAUCAAGUUCUUUGAAUGAAUCCACCAAUUGCCCUCCCUCUGAAGUAUCUGAGUUAGCUGAUGAAAAUUUGCAAAAUGUACCUACCACAAUGCCAAGCAAAGAAGAUGAUGACAUCCAUUCAACUACUUCAAGUGCCACUCCUCGUGCACGGAGAGCUAGCGGUUCUGGGUUUUCCUUCAGGUUGGAUGAACGUGCAGAAAAGCGGAGGGAGUUUUUUUCUAAGCUGGAAGAGAAGAUCCAUGCCAAGGAAAUGGAAAAAAGUAACUUGCAGGCAAAGUCAAAGGAGAACCAGGAAGCAGAGAUCAGGCAACUAAGAAAGAGCCUGACAUUUAAGGCUACACCCAUGCCAAGCUUCUAUAAGGAGCCUCCACCAAAAGUUGAACUGAAAAAGAUACCAACCACCCGUCCGAUAUCACCAAAGCUCGGAAGGCACAAGAGCUUAACUGCUUUAGUGAAUGGCUCUGUAGAAGGUGGUGGAUCUUCCCUUGGCCCACAAUCCUCAGAUAGUCCACGUGCUUUGAAACCAGAAUCAAGCAAUGCAACCAAGGGAAUUCAGAGAAAUGGCAGCAAAGAAACUGUAGCCUUAAAAACACCAAUCAGGAAGUCCCAGCCAAAGCUUCAGUCCCAGCGAACCACAACCACUGGAGCGGAAGGGAAGACUGUCAAGUCCAAAGCGAAACCUGCAGAAGCAGAGAACCAAAACCCUGAAGGAUCUGUUCAAAAAGCUGAAGAAAACCAUAAGAAUUCUAUGAACCUCCUGAUAUGUGAGAAUGGAAAUAACAUUCCUGAAAAGAAUUCUGCCCAGGAUGAUGGAUUGAUGUUGAGUCCACCCAACCAUGAGACCAUGCCCCCUCAAGUCACAGUUGCAGGGUGAGAACAUUGUUGUUGUCCCUUUAGGUUUUGAUGAUUAAAGUUCCAUAUUGUUGUGAAUAGUCUGGUUAUAUUGUGGGGUAUGGCAUUUUUUUGGGUACUUGUGAAAGUAAUAUAAAUCAAUAGGUUUACAUGAAA
Messenger RNA from Hevea brasiliensis (rubber tree), 1972 nucleotides. RefSeq names its product protein WVD2-like 4. Bases 339 to 1838 code for a protein of 499 amino acids. The record is from RefSeq and is a predicted model, not a curated record. The transcript is spliced from 11 exons. Gene Ontology annotation, molecular function: microtubule binding. NCBI's taxonomy places the organism in Eukaryota, Viridiplantae, Streptophyta, Magnoliopsida, Malpighiales, Euphorbiaceae.